This is a messenger RNA of Lathyrus sativus (Indian pea), 1278 nucleotides long. The record is from the annotation of a GenBank genome assembly. NCBI's taxonomy places the organism in Eukaryota, Viridiplantae, Streptophyta, Magnoliopsida, Fabales, Fabaceae.
AUGCAAAAGGAUACUACUAGUAGUAGUUCUCCGUCAACUAACACCGGACGAAUUAGGCACCGGAAACGCUCUAAUGAGGUUAUUCCAGAAGUUAGUAAAUCAAAUGGGGCUCAGUUACUUGUUAAUGACAAAAGCAAAUACAAGUCUAUGUUGAUUCGUGCAUAUUCAUCCGUUUGGAUGAUUGGAAGUUUUGUGUUGAUCAUCUAUAUGGGUCAUCUCUACAUUACUGCUAUGAUUGUGGUCAUUCAAAUCUUCAUGGCAAGAGAACUUUUCAAUCUACUCCGCCGAGCUCAUGAAGAUAAGCAGCUUCCAGGAUUUAGGCUAUUAAAUUGGCAUUUUUUCUUCACUGCAAUGCUAUUUGUUUAUGGACGUAUUCUGAGUCAGCGCCUGGUUAACACAGUAAAUUCCGACAAGGUUUUAUAUCGGCUUGUGAGCAGUCUUAUAAAGUAUCAUAUGGUUGUCUGCUAUUCCCUGUAUAUUACAGGAUUCAUAUGGUUCAUUCUCACAUUGAAGAAGAAGAUGUACAAGUACCAGUUUGGCCAGUAUGCUUGGACACAUAUGAUUCUGAUUGUUGUAUUUGGGCAGUCCUCUUUCACCGUGCCAAGCAUUUUUGAAGGGAUUUUCUGGUUUCUUCUUCCUGCAACUCUUAUUGUCAUUAAUGACAUUGCUGCUUAUUUCUUUGGUUUCUUCUUUGGAAAAACCCCUUUGAUUAAGUUGUCACCAAAGAAAACCUGGGAGGGUUUUAUCGGGGCAUCUGUUACAACCAUCAUAUCUGCAUUCAUGCUUGCCAACAUCAUGGGUCGUUCUCCGUGGUUUACAUGUCCUAGGAAGGACCUAUCAACUGGUUGGCUUGACUGUGAUCCUGGCCUACUGUUUAAGCCAGAAUCUUACUCUUUGUUAGGAUGGACUCCUCACUGGUUUCCUUGGAAAGAGAUAUCAAUCCUACCAGUUCAAUGGCAUGCUUUAUGUCUUGGCUUGUUUGCUUCAAUUAUCGCACCUUUCGGAGGCUUCUUUGCAAGUGGUUUCAAAAGGGCUUUUAAAAUAAAGGAUUUUGGUGAUAGUAUUCCAGGACACGGUGGAAUUACCGACAGAAUGGACUGCCAGAUGGUUAUGGCCGUGUUUGCGUAUAUAUAUCAUCAGUCCUUUGUUGUGCCACAAAGUUUAUCGGUUGAAAUGAUUUUGGACCAGAUAUUGAUGAACCUAUCAUUCGAUGAACAAGAAGCUCUGUAUAGGAGGCUUGGAGAAAUGUUGCAACAAGGAAUUGAAAGGAUGUCUUAG